Molecule: messenger RNA, 3207 nt
Organism: Cutaneotrichosporon oleaginosum
Lineage: Eukaryota; Fungi; Basidiomycota; Tremellomycetes; Trichosporonales; Trichosporonaceae
Biological process (GO): activation of GTPase activity
Molecular function (GO): GTPase activator activity
Source: RefSeq, a predicted model, not a curated record
CGGCGUUGAUGCUCUGCUCACCAUCACUCUCUCCACCGUCUCUGUCGCACGAGUCUCCCUUCUAUUCAUAGCCUUUUAAGAUACACACCAGCUUUUGAAGAGCCUUUGAUUCGUCAUCCGGCCGCCCCUUCAUCCGAUCCGGCCAUCAACAAGUAACCCAACUUGCUCCGUGAACCGUCAUGGCCCGCAUAGAUCCUCAGACAGCUACGGGAGCGGCUCGCCGAGUUGGAGUACUAAAUGCCUCUGUCAGGCGUGGGUCUCCAGCAAUGACCUCGCGUCCCACAAGCGCCGGAGCGUCCACCACUCCCGCGCAGUCAGGUAAUCUCCCCGCCACCUCUGAUCGCGAGCCUUCCUCCGUUGCCGGUGACCGCCAAGCCCGUCUUAUCUACGUCAAGAGUCAUGUAGCGAUUCACCCAACCCAACACCCUCGCGACAACAUCACUGGCCUGUUGGGCCUGGUGGAGGUCGAUCGUGAGGUUCCGCAGGCGCCAGACUCGGGCGCCUCCACUCCCUCCUCGGGCAAAGAGAUUCUUAUCGUGUGGGUGCCGGACGAGCUGUUCAAACGACUACCCGACGAGGACAAGCGCAAGUACGAGCGCAUCGAGGGCCGCCCACAAGGAACGCCAACGGAGGAGGACGGUUUUGUGUUCGUCUCGCUUCCGGCUCCGAAGGGGGAAAAGUAUGCAUUUUCCGUCCCCAUUACGAGCAUUUACAGCAUUCUAGUUUACUCCCCUAGCCGAACGUACUACUGGUAUGGCUCCGCUACCUUCAACCUGCUGGGAGGCGUCUCCUUACCUACUCUCUACUUCCACGAUGACCAGACCCCGCUUGCAACUACUCAGAACCCCAAUGACCCCUCUUCAUCGCAGUGGGGCUUCCCUCCAUUCCUCAAGGUAUUCCACCGACACGCCACACUACUUCGAUCGCGCUUGAUUACCCCGACCAAUAACCGCGGUGGCGAGCUCUGGCUUGUCAACCCCAGCAAGGCGGACCGCGAGGUGCAUGAGGCCGGAUAUGAGGAGAAGGGCCAGUGGCACGGUGGCGACCAGACUCCACCUGGCGCAGCAUAUCCUCCACCAGCUACACCGUACCCAACCCUCUUCUCAUCAUCAGCAACAUCUCCCCGGGACUCGCUUCUUGUAAGCUUGUCGAACAUCACCAACAUGGCCAGGCACACUGCUCAGAAUGUGCUCAACCACCCGCUGGCCAAGCCCGUCGUUCCGCACCUCCCUCCGGCAUUCCGCAGCUUGGUACACGCUCCGGGCGAGUGGCAGAGCAGCGUGCCGCCUAGAACAGGCAACUCUAGAAGUACUGAUGUGGCAACUGAGUUUGAGGCAGCCCGUCUAUACCUCGCGCGCUGGGCGCGCGUGGUCGCCGAGGAAGGCGAGCGGUCGCGCCGCGACGAGCUCGCCGCUCGUGCUGGUGGUGGCGACGCCAGUACCGAGGAUUUCACUUCCCUUGGUGUAUUUUCGCUCCUGCCCGGUAAGCGCAAGAUGUCCAAGCCAACGCGCCACCCCGAGCGUCCAAUCACUGCUGAGGAGUGGGACGACUUCAUCGCCACUGGCAAAGAUGAGCAAUUUGUCCGCCAGGAGAUCUUCCGCCGCGGAUUCUCGGACAUGCCCAAUGACCAGGGUGCGCGCCGCCGCGGUUGGGAGGUGCUCCUCGGUGUUGUGCCUUGGUCGGUUGAGCUGGGGCCUUCGGGCCUCGACCGGUUGUCGCAGCGUGCCGAGCGUCGUGACGAGGUCCUUCGCGGUAGAAGAGAAGAGUACGAGCGCCUGCAUCAGGGGUGGCGUGAGAAGACGAAGAGUAAUGAGACGCCAGACAACUGGAAGGAAGAGUGGCAUCGCAUUGAUGUCGACUGUCGUCGGACAGAUCGUACUCAGGCCUUGUAUGCGGUAUUACCAGAGGUCGUGGCUGCGGGCGACGAGGAGAAGGAGGGCGGUGGCGCCGGUGCGGACAUCUGGUCGCGCGACGACAAGGAGGAGGAGGGCGGUCACGCGUCGUUGAACCCUCACAUUGCCGAGCUGCGUGAAAUUCUCAUGACCUACCAUGUCCAUGCGCCUGACCUAGGCUACGUGCAAGGCAUGUCGGAUCUCCUCAGCCCAAUCUACUGCGUAUUCGAUGGGUCUGCCCCCGAGGCGUUCUACGGCCUCAUCGGGGUGAUGAAGAUGAUGGAAUCCAACUUCCUACGCGACCAGAGCGGCAUGCGCCGUCAGUUGAGCACAUUGCAGCAGCUCAUCGCCUUGAUGGACCCGGAGCUGCACGCACACCUGGAGCGCACCGGAUCGCUUAAUCUCUUCUUCUGCUUCCGCUGGAUCUUGAUCGCGUUCAAGCGCGAGUUCAAGUUUGAGGAAGUGAUCCGGUUAUGGGAGGUGCUGUGGACCAACUACUACUCGGACAACAUGGUGUUGUUUGUCGCAUUGGCGGUAUUGCAGAGCCACCGCGACGUUAUUAUCCGCUACCUGAGCGAGUUUGACGAGGUGCUGAAGUACGCAAACGACCUUACGGGGACGAUCGAUCUCGACACUACCCUCGCCCAGGCCGAGGUGCUUUUCCUCUCCUUCCGCGACAUUGUGUCGGAGAUUGACAAAGAGAGCAGCGCCGACAGCGAGCUCCGCCAGCGACGCGGUUCGCCAGCUGCGUCCGCGAACGCGACUGCGUCAACAUCAGCGUCCUCGACAGCAGUGGAGCAGCGACCGACAGCGCGCACCGUCAGCCCCGAAGUGCGCGAGCUGCUCCGCUGCUGGACGCCCGAGACCGUGUCUGAAAGCCUCAUCUAACACCAGUUGUUUCUUUGUAUAAUGAUCACGAUGCGUUCCGUACAUCUGGCCGGGACCCAUACUGAGAUCUCUGUAGACUAGCGCGCAUGAUUCUCUAGUAGCUCUUGAUAGUCUGAUAGACACGAUACGCGUCAUUUCGGAGCUUAUCGUGGGGCCAAGGGUGUCAACGCCAGUCUGUCUCCGACUCUAUGACACAGGAUGACUAGCCCCCAGGUCUGCUCAUUCAAGGAUGGGUGAAGUAUGCAUGUAUACAGUGUCCGAUGCCGUCUACAGCUUGCCGCGCUGAUACGUCCACCAGAUUCUGGGGGCGAGCUGCCAGUCGUGCUUGGCAAGUUCUGGCGCGAACACAUCAAAGUCGGCCUUCUCCAGACGGUGGAGAUAUCGCUCGGCGGGGACAGCAGCCAGGAAGAUGGGCAUGCACUCCUUG